CACCGUAAAUGUAUGCGGGAAAUUUCCUAUUACGCUCGAUGACAAAUAGAAGAUGGAAAGAUUGGACUCGCUGUGGACGCUUCCCCCUUUCACCUCCCAGGGAAAAAUAAUUGCGGUAAUCAAAGCCGGGUCGCGUUACCGAUAUCCAUCCUCCUCUACAAGCGCGUGCAUGGAGCGAUCAACGCUUGGUCGGUAUCGCGUUAAAGCCAGGCUGCUCGACCCGGCGACCGGACAAUCGCGUAGCGUGUACGCGCACGAAUAGAGUCGUACGCGCGCGGAGAGAGGAUUAGCGAGAGAGCGUGGGUGGAGCAUGGCAAUGGGAGCAACGGUGGACUUGUUAGCGCGAAUACAUCGUCAGGAAUAAAGCGUGUCGCAUGUAUAUACGUCUAAAUAUAAAGUCGGUGAAGCCGGUGGAGAAGAGGCGCGAGUGCCGCGGAUCCCUAGAGAAAGAGCGGUGUAACCACCUAGUCAAAACACGCCUGUUGUGUCGUUCGGAGAACUCGCGAGGCGACGUCGCAACAGCGACUGCAGCUGUAGUUGCAGUUCGCUGCAGCUGAAUCCGAUUCCAGACCGCCCUCUUCUCCGUGCUCUUCGCGAAUACGACGUUCGAGUUUCUCCCGUCGAUUAUGUUACAGUUUUGUGUCGUUUAGUGGGUGCGUCGAUGACUAGUGAAAUCGAUACCACCGUGCAAGAUCGAUAGUGGAAGCGGAAGAGAAAUUGUGAAAACGAUAGAUCCGCGGUUGAACAUAUACUUUCGCUGUGGCUUCGUAUUUCAAUUCUUUUCUAGUAAAACCUUUUAAAUCUUGUUCGUGGAACGAACGAUCCUAACGAUUUGCGCGCGUAGGACUCGGGUCGAAAAUAUUUAACCGACCGUGUCGAAUGUUGACCCUAAUCGCGACCGAACCAGAUCGGACCCGGCAAUUUGUGGCCUGUGCUCGGUUAGCCAUGCGAGGAUUGUGACUCUGCGCGAGCACUUCGUGGUACGAUUCUACUUACCGAAGAACGAGCUGGAGAUGGAGCGUGCCAUUUCGACGGACGACAGUUGCGCGAAGAGGCUGUCGACGAUCACGGAAUACUCGGAGCCCGGGAUCGACAGCGACGAUAACGAUCGCGAGGAACGCCGCGAGGAGGAGUCAGCGAUUCCCAGAGGCGAUUCCGAGCAAAGGCUCGAGGAGCAGGCGACAGCCGUCAAGUACUUCCUCGUGGACGACUCGCCGAUGGCGAAGUUCAGUCGGAGCAUCAAGUGGAUCUACAAGAAAUUACCAGUGGGCGGGGGUGGUGCUGUGCUGGUGCUCAGCGAGCUUGAAAGCAUGGCAGCCAGGCAACAGCGGGAAAUUGCCCAGCAAAGGCGCCUCCUGGAGCAGAGAGAGGCCCGUCUAGCCGUGCUUCGAGGCGCACAGGAGCCAGCACAGCAGGACAAACUCGCCAGAUUGAGGCACAGGCUGGACCAACAACAAAGCAAGCUGAAUCGGCUGCGAUUGCUCAGAUCGCAGACCGACCAGUCACGUGCCAACAACGCCACGUUGACCUCGGACCUGGACUGCAUAAGGGCGCUGUUUAACGAGAAGGAGAAAGAGCUCUCUCUGGCGGUGGCGAAGGUCGAGGAGUUGACGCGACAGCUGGAGGAGCUGCGGGGUCGACAGAACGCGGCCGGGACCGGAAACGGAGGUGGAGGUGCCGGAGGCGUCGGUGGCGGAGGCGUUGGCGGUGGCGGUGGUGGACACUUGUCGACGCCGGCCAGCGCCGAGCUGGAAAAACUUAGGAGGGAGCUUAUGUAUCGUAAUAAGAUGAACGAGCAGCAAAAUCAGAUGGUGUCUCAACAACGGUUAGCCCUGGCACAACGACAAGCGGAAAUGGCGUCGAUAGACGCGAGGAUAGCCCAGCUUCAGGGUCGUCUUCAGCGUAAAAGAGCCUUGAAUCAACGACUAAGCCAGCAACUAGGCUCUGGAAACCGCACGAACGCGAACACGGGGUUCACGGAGUCGAAGCUGGACUUCAACGCCGGAGGAAAGUCCAGACCCGCUGGAAACAUAGCCGCCAUCGAACCAUACUCCCAUAUACCGAACGACAACGAUUUUAAUCUGAACAAGAACGACCCCAAGUACCAGACACUGCCUUACAACACCAAGUUCACGGUGAACUUCAAGGCGGCCGAGGACGACGUUAACAAGAACAAGAUUCAGCACUCGGCCAGCGCGUCCCAGCUGGGUCAAAGAGCGGCGUUUCAACAAUUUGGUCAUCAAAUCGCUCACAGCCAGUCGCAGUCGCAUAUUCAAGGUCAAUCGCAACUGCUAGGCACGAAUCAACAGCAGCACAAUCAGAACCUAGCCAACCAGCCCGUGAACAUACAACAGACCUGCAACAACAAUAACAAUAACAACAACAAUACCAACAGCACGAACAACAAUUUGAUCGGUUCAUCCCACAACUUCAGUCCGGAGAGUCUGUCGCAGAAUCUUCGGAUCCAUCAGCAACAACAACAGUCGCAAACGCAACAGCAACAGCAUGGGAACGUACAACAGAAGCAACACAACGUUGGUUCGUCGGCGUCGAACCUUGGCACCACGGUGUCCCUUACCCAAACUCAGAACCAUAGAAACCUUCAAACGCAUCAGAAACCGGUAUCCAGCGUGGCGCCGAGUUUCUCCGUCAAGUCUCAGAUCUAUCAGACUUCCUCCACGAAAAUUCAUCCUGUAAUGCCUCAAACGUUGAGUCUGAUAGGCCGUGGACACAAUAACGCGCAAAAUUUUGUCGGUUUGAACGCUCAAAAUGCCAAUCAACAGCAAUCAAAUCAAUCUAUCCCUAGCAAUCAAACGUCAAAUCAGGAUCAGACUUACUCGUCGAGGCACAAUUAUCCUGUGAUUCAGCAUCCGACUCAAGCAAACACUCACGUGUCUUCGUCCUCGGUCUAUCAGACUCAGAACUCUCCUAACCCUCCGUCAACCAUUCACUCGUCAUCCAGCGGGACCAGCUUCGGCAAUUCGGUUCAAAGGUACAAUCAAACUCAACCGAUGACCAGUCCUACAUCCAGCAACGAACUAUCCGAUAAGAUGAAGUUCGAGCAAGGAAAAGGCCAAGAAAAGUUCGAACAUGUUCUUCCAGCUAAGCACGAACAGCAAAGGUACGAGCCCAAUCAGGUGUUUAAGUACGAUUCUCAUCAGAUAAAGUACGAGCAACAUUCUAAGUACGAUCAGCAUGGAAAAUACGACCAGACUAAUCAACCAACGAAAUUAUACGAACAAUCAAACAAGCAUGAACAAAGUACCAAUCAGACGAAUAAGUACGAUAACGUAUCGAAGAUCGAGCAAGGGAAGUACGAAUCUGCGCAGAACAAGCACGAACAAAUACAUGGAACAAAGUACGAUCCUAAUCAGAAUACUCAGCAAUACGGCAAGCACGAUCAGCACGAGAUUAGACCAUCGGUGGUAAAGUACGAACACAAUGCAGGAUUCAAGCACGAACCGUCGAACAAAUACGAAGUCGGUGGGCAACAAUUCAAACAGGACCCGGUCAAAUUCGAAAACAAUCAGAAUAAAUUCGAGCAGGGUUCCGUAACGAAGCACGAGCACAAUGGGAAAUUUGACAUCCCCGCGAAGACCGCGGAGAAAACGUUCGAAUUCGACAGGUUGAAGAACGAGAACGAGAGGAAGAAUAUGGGAGAAGACAAGACGAAACCAGCACUACCUCCUAAACCGAGCAAACCGAAUCCUCCGCCACGGCUGACUCAUCAUGAAAAGGUGGAUAACUCGACCGACGGUAUUAGCGACUGCAAGAACAAUUUGGGAAUCAAUGCAAGAACGGAGAAAGAAGAAGACGUACCGCCGAUUCCUACGUCCGAACCGCCGGAGUCUCCAACGGAAACCCAAUUCGGCAACCAUCAGAUCAUCAAAGCGAGGCCUCUGACCCUGAAGAAGGCGCCGAUCUCCGAACAACCGAAGCUCCGUUACGCCAAAUCGAAUGUUCACGUGUCGAUAAAUCGACGGAUUGAGAUGCCACCGGCGUUUCUAUUUCCGGAGACCGAGAUUCCAGCGGACCUAAUGCAAACGGAACAGCAGCAACAACAGCAACAACAACAACAAUCUCAGCAACAGUCACAAAUCAUCGACACGACGGACAAUUGCAAGAAGAGCGGUAUCAACGAAGAUGUAAUUAGCAACGAAAAAUUGGAAGAAGCGGACAUCAUCGACGCGUUGAACGUCAUUAAUAUCGAGGACAAGGCAAAGGCGAAAGAAUCCGAAAGAAGAACGGAGCUGGAAGUCGAUGGGAAAAGCAACGAGGUGAUGAGGAGGAAAAAAGGGAAUCUCAAGUCUAGCACAGGGAAGGCAAAUCUUUCGAGGAGGGUUUCCUUUGAUCCUCUGGCACUUCUGUUGGACGCCAGCCUCGAAGGUGAAUUGGAAUUGGUAAAGAAGACUGCUAAAGAAGUGGCGAAUCCUAGUUCGGCUAACGACGAAGGGAUUACCGCGCUUCAUAACGCCAUUUGCGCCGGUCAUUUGGAGAUCGUUAAGUUUCUGGUGGAGUUUGGCUGCGACGUAAACGCUCAGGACAGCGACGGAUGGACUCCCUUGCACUGUGCCGCGAGUUGCAAUAAUUUAUCUAUGGUGAGAUUCCUGGUGGAACACGGAGCUUGUAUAUUUGCCACUACCCUCUCCGAUCAUGAAACAGCAGCGGAAAAAUGCGAAGAGGACGAGGAGGGCUUCGACGGCUGCUCGGAAUACUUAUACAGUGUCCAAGAGAAGCUCGGAAUAAUGAACAACGGGCAAGUGUACGCAGUGUUCGAUUACGAGGCACAACACAGCGACGAGCUUACACUGAAGAACGGCGAUUCCCUAGUUGUACUCCGAAAGGGUGACGAUAACGAGAGGGAAUGGUGGUGGAGCAAACUGGGACACAAGGAAGGCUACGUACCUCGGAAUUUACUUGGCCUGUAUCCAAGAGUGCAACCGGCAAAGGUGGACUGAAGCGCGUCUCAGCCGGCGAACUCGUAAUAUCCGAUGAUUCAUUACCACAGUAUUCGAUUCGCAGCUUUAUCUCGUUAAGUAUCAUAGUUGCAUCGUCGCAUUACGGAUCGUUAUCUUAAUUUAAUCGCGUCCCAUUGUCAUCUGAACAAAGCGAGCAGCAGAACGUUCUAUAUAGUUUUUUUUAUGUUUCUUUCUCUUUUUUGUAAAGCAAAGCGAAGAACAUUGCUAAUAAGCCCGGAUCAUGGGUGAAUCGCGUAACAUUAACAAACAGUUAGGAUGUAAUUAAGAAAACGGGAAGAACGAUGAACUGGAUCUUGUAUACGCGCAAAGUUUAAUUACUCUUACUUUUUACACUCUUGUUUACUUCCUUUUUGUAAAGGAAAAGAUAACCACGAGGUCAAUUUAAUUUUGAUUAUUAUAACUGUUAGUCAGUUCCUUCAGCGAAAAAGUACAAAAGAAAAUUUCAAUCUCAUUACCCGUGAUUCCGCUUUUAGCCUGUCAACCGCAUAGUUCAGAGAUGGAACGUUUUCGUUUUAAUAUCCAUCAGUUAAGAUCACUCAGAAAGUUUCAGAAAGUUUUAAAAAUGUCAAAUUAGAAAUUAAUGCAACUUCAUUUAUCUCUGACACAAGAUAAACGCAAAUCUUCUUCCUAUUAGUUAAAAAAUAAUUUUAAUUAACUUGAUGUAACAACAAACGAUGAUAAUUUGCUUUUUAAGCUUGAUCGUUUCUAUUUUUUAUGCUUUCGGAAACUGGUCGAAGCAGAAUCACGAAAUUUUUUGAAUGAUCUUUCAACCUUAUCAGAGAGGCAACUUUUAUUUUACCCAUAUUAUGCGAAACGUUCUACGUGAACAGCGUAGACAAAUUUAAAACGCGUUUGAUUUGUUUCAACUAAAUGUUUUUAUUUAGAUGAAGUCAGAUUAUAUUGUUGCGCUCAUUGUUACGUUUUUAUUCGUCUGGUGAAAUUUUCCAAAUCCGAUCGAGGCAAAUUCGGAUUUCGAAAAUGUUCCUAAGAGUGGUGUAUAAUGUAAUCUUGCCAAUACGCACUUCUAAAUGAUCCGUUGUAAGAAAAAAAAUUUGCGCUUAUGAGCACGAAAGAGAUCAAAAAGAUCUCGAUAAUGGUACACGACUUUUUUGUCGUUUUGAGUUGUAUUCAUCAGUGCGAAUUUCUAAAUAAUCGACUUAACACUUGACUAGACACAUGUAUAAUUGAUUAUCGUCUAGGAAAAAUUCAAACGGCUCGAUCAGAAAGAUUCUGAGCAUCGUUAUACUGUCUAAAAGAGUGUACAGGUAUGUGAAAAGAAAUUUUACACGCUUCUUAGGAUGUUUCUGAUAUUUACACACUCACUCACUCACUCAUUCAUACACACGCGCGCGCGCUCACGCGUACACGUACACGUACACACACUACGCCACAUCAUACACCCGUAAAUGAAGUAUGUGCCUUUCAGAAGUAAUAAUGGAUAUAUUAUGUAAGAAUGCAUGAUAUAUUAUGACGAAUAAAUUGUUUUUAAUAAAAAUCA
Molecule: messenger RNA, 6477 nt
Organism: Bombus pascuorum
Lineage: Eukaryota; Metazoa; Arthropoda; Insecta; Hymenoptera; Apidae
Exons: 11
Coding region: 1014-4958 (1314 amino acids)
Biological process (GO): regulation of apoptotic process
Cellular component (GO): nucleus
Molecular function (GO): p53 binding
Source: RefSeq, a predicted model, not a curated record